AUGCUGAGUCUUAAGAGGGUUCUCUUCUUUUUUUCCUUCAUAUCAUUGUGCGUCACUCAGAAGGACCCAUUAAAGGACUUUUGUCGCAUACACGGACAUCAAACUACAAUAGUCGACCGCCGGCUCUACGUAGAUGGAGGUCUGGUCAAUUGGUCGCCUCUCUCAGCAGAAUCUAUCAACUACACAAGUACAUGGCUGAGAUACGGUGAGCUCGAUAUAGAUAAAGACGGCUUCCCCCAGCAUUUCCUCCUAGCAAAGAACGAUUCAGUCCCUUCCGUCCAAGGUGGCGUACUUUGGUCGGACACCUCGAAUAAGGUUAUGUAUCUGUACGGCGGCGAGUAUGGCAAUGACAAGCCUGAAGACUUUGUCUUGUGGUAUUACGAUAUCGUUUACGAUACCUGGAACAGGUCCGAUGUGAAAACGCCAGACAUACGGCGAGCUUCUUGGGGUGCUGGUGCCACAGUACAGGACAAAGCGAGAGGCUAUUAUUAUGGAGGUUGGUUGACUAACGCUUCUGUCCCUGGAUACCAAUCUCGCACCGCUCUGAGUAACAUGCUGGUCUAUGACAUGCUCGCGAGUUCAUUCAAGAACCAAUCCGGGCCAGACGACAUUCCCCGCGCUGAAGGUGUAAUGAUAUAUCUACCUGCCGGGGAUAGUGGGUUGUUGGUAUAUUUUGGAGGUAUUCAGUUCCCCUACGGCAAUGAAACAGCAAAAGCGCUUCCAAUGACUGAUAUAUAUGUGUACGAUAUCGGGAAUGAUCUCUGGUACAAGCAGAAGGCGAGUGGUGCAGGAGUGCCUGAGAAUCGGCGAAGAUUUUGCGCAGGAGCCGCGUGGGCGGAUGACCGCUCAUCUUACAAUAUCUAUCUUUAUGGCGGUGCAUCAGUCGGUGAUGGGGUUGGUUACGGAGAUGUAUGGAUAUUGAGCCUCCCAUCCUUCACGUGGAUCAAGUUCUGGCCCAGAAAAGAAGACGGUAAUGGCCAAACCUAUCCCCAUCAUUCACUCACAUGCGACGUUAUAGAGAACUCGCAAAUGAUCAUUAUGGGUGGCUCAUUUCCCAAUGAGACUGCCGAAUGCGACGUCUCGCCUAAUUACGGACAGCAUGGUCUGGAUCUAGGUAAGGCGAAUGCUAAGGGAGCGAAAUGGGCACUGUUCAACCCGAACGUGACACAGUACAAGGUGCCUUUGGAGAUAGCCCAGACAAUAGGGGGCGGUGCCACAGGCGGUGCAACUAUGCUCGCUCCAACAAGCGGAUGGGAGGAGAGGGACUUACAAGUACAGUUUCAGCGAGCUUACAUGCCGACAACAAGGACACCUACAAGAGACCUCCCCACAUCGACGGCGACUUCCACAUCAACUUCAUCUCCAGCUAAGCCAGGAGGCUCAAGCAAGAAGACUAUUAUUGCCGGAGCCGUGGGUGGAGCCGUGGGAGGCUUGUUGCUGCUGGUCGCCAUGGUCUGCAUUUGCUUGUGCAUCCGCCGCCGGAAGAGAAUCGAGGAAGGCAACAGGCACAGUCAACCGGAACCCCCAUUGCAAUCGAUGACCCAAAACACUUCUCCUCCAAUAUCACCACAGCAGUGCUCCUUCAGCCCCCAAAGCUUACCGUCGCCGCCCUCAUACCACGCGUGGCCUCACUACGCACCAGGCGGUCCGGACCCAUCAGCAGUUGCCGCGCCACAAGAGGUGCCCAACGUGCCAUCUCCACCGUUGCAGGAGAUGCCUAAUGUGAGAUCGCCAGUAAGCUUCGGUACUCAGCGGCAAUCGAGUGAACCAUGUGCUUUGGGCAUCGAUCCGUAUUACUCACAGCAUCCACCUAAGAGAGCUGAGACAGAUGUAUCGCCCAUGAGUAACUGA
Molecule: messenger RNA, 1851 nt
Organism: Bipolaris victoriae FI3
Lineage: Eukaryota; Fungi; Ascomycota; Dothideomycetes; Pleosporales; Pleosporaceae
Exons: 7
Coding region: 1-1851 (616 amino acids)
Molecular function (GO): protein binding
Source: RefSeq, a predicted model, not a curated record